This is a messenger RNA of Orbilia oligospora ATCC 24927, 708 nucleotides long. RefSeq lists its product as uncharacterized. The coding region runs from base 1 to 708 and encodes 235 amino acids. The transcript has a single exon. NCBI's taxonomy places the organism in Eukaryota, Fungi, Ascomycota, Orbiliomycetes, Orbiliales, Orbiliaceae. Gene Ontology annotation, molecular function: protein binding. The record is from RefSeq and is a predicted model, not a curated record.
AUGUCCCUAACCGGCCUCCCCCCGGAGCUCCAAACCCUUAUUCUUCUCUUCAUCCCGUUCACAUCCCAUUUUGCAGUCUCCAAGGUCUCCCCCUUGUGGUCUUCCAUAGUCUCCUCCCACGCACUCCAAAAAGCUCGGUACGGCCCAAAAUUCACAACAUUGGGUCUACCAAACCUCCACCGUCUCCUCAAUUUCAACGGAGAUUUUAAGUUUACAAUCAAGGGCGACAAGGUUAUCAGCCACAAAUUUCGGAAUGUCAUUGAGACCCAACGGAAAGAACUAGGGGAGAAGAUUAUCACAGAAACUAGGGAAGAAUGGAUGGAUAUAACCAACCACCCGUUUCUAAAGGAGCCUAUUUUUUCGCCAUUCAUAACCUACCUAUCAGCAGAAGAAUCUGACAAACAACCAUAUGGGAAUUUGGAGGAUAUGGUUCUUGAUAACUUCUUUAUCGAAGUAAUUCCGACCCAUAGUGCGGAUUACCCCUCGUUUCAGAGUAUGUCACCUUUUCACUGGUCGGUUGAGAACGAUGCCUUCCAGGUCCGGGUACGAGAUAAUGCUACAAUUGAAGAUUUGAUCCAUUUUCUUGUGAGAGUUUUGAAGGUUAAUGAGGGUGGCGAUGGGGGAUACGAGGUUAUUUUGACACAUCUGUGGGAUGCUUGGUGGAAGAAGUGGGUAGGGGUUUUGAGGGCGAGGAUUGUUCUUGCAUAA